Messenger RNA from Ahaetulla prasina, 1914 nucleotides. It is a transcript of the gene NMS, whose product is annotated as neuromedin S. NCBI's taxonomy places the organism in Eukaryota, Metazoa, Chordata, Lepidosauria, Squamata, Colubridae. The transcript has 11 exons. The record is from RefSeq and is a predicted model, not a curated record. Bases 384 to 857 code for a protein of 157 amino acids.
UCAAAGGGCGGGCGAAGCAAGGAGGAAAGGCGGGCACCCUUGUUCAGUGGAAAUUCAGAAGGAGGGGAGCUUCUUCAAAUGCUGUUCCGCCAUCUGGACGGAGGCAGGCUGGAGGCAAAUCUCGUUUAAACCGCGAUUUCGUUUGGUAGUGAAGCAAAGGCUGACCAAUAACAGCUUUCCUCAUAAAUGGCGCUUAUAUGCGCCUCAAGAGUGAUUCCCGCAGGCUUCUAGUAUUGGAAGCCUGGAAUCGUGUUGGGUUUGGUUUACCACAAUCUUGAUAAUAAUAACUACAACAGAGUUGGAAGGGACCUUGGAGGUCUUCUAGUCCAACCCCCUGCCUAGGCAGGAAACCCUACACCACUUCAGACAAAUGGUUAUCCAAUAUGUUCUUAAAAAUUUCCAGUGUUGGAGCAUUCACAACUUCUGCAGGAUUUCCUCAGACUUUUGCCAGCUAUCUGGAUGAAUCAAACAUUCCUAAAAAUGAGAGGCUGGCACUAUGUUUCAGUCAGUGGACAGAACUCUUUGAACAAUCUCAGAUUUCCAGUGCAUUUUUGGAUUUUUGUAACUCUAUGUUUGACAGCCUGCAGAUAGAUGAGGAAAAUAAUCAGGAAUUGUAUAAAAGAUUUUUAUUUCACUACUCUAGAGCUCAAGACCCAACAUAUCCACUUAAAACUGGGUCAUUCCCUCUACAUCCUUUAAUGAGCCUUGCUCCAAAACUCUCGGACAGAAGAAAGAAAAGAUUCCUUAAUCCGGAAUUGCAGAUUGCUGCAGCAGAAUUCAUGAAAAAGGAUGGUUUGGAUGAUUUAGGACGAUCCUUUUUUCUUUUCAGGGUAUUAAUUUUUCUAUUUCCUUCCUAGAAAUGGAAGAACUGUUGAUACAGAUGACAAAUAGGCCACUAGAAGAAGAUAUAUCCAUGUUUGGCUGACGUGCUCCAUUACUUUCUACUAUGAAAACAGAUGUAUGUCUAUGAAUAUUAAGAGAGAUUGUUCUGUGUCAUGUGAAGUCACAUACAAUAAAAUUGCAGCUAUAUAUUUUGUUUGAAAAAUGUGUGUGAGUACUCAAAGACAAUAUUUUCAGCUUCUCUUCAUUUCCAAAUUAAUUAUAAAGAUUUGCAUAUGACCUAUUCAACAAAUUACUCAGAACUAAACAUCAAGUUUACAGUUGGUUAACCCAAAUAAUAUGAAAUUUAGAAGAUAAAAGUGAAUAAAAGCGGAUAUUCGCUGUGUUACAAUCCAAUUUAUCAUGCUUGUUCCAUUUUAAGUUCUAAUUCAAUGGCAAAAGCUAUCACAUUAAAGUAAUGAGAUUGCUUAAAAGGAAAUUUGCAUUCUUUGAAGACAUUAAUUUAGAUUGCACAAAAUUGCUAUUGAAUGCAAAAUAAUUACAUAGUUUCUCUUUAAUGCAGUCUGGAGAUACAUACAAGGUGCUUCAGAGCAGAUGGGCAUGCAAACCUCCUAAUUAUAUAGGUUAGACUUAUUUGGCUAGAGGUAAAGCUCUUUCUCUUCUCCUGAGGAAACAGAUUACUCUAAAAAGAAAUAAAGAAAAUCAAGCAUUUAGGGACAUACAGCUAGAUAAAUCAGGGAAAGAUAAAAGCCUGAAAAAUUACAAACAUACAGUGCUUAGGCUUUAGCUGGAAGAGACCUUGGAGGUCGUCUAGUCCAGUCCCCUGCUCAAGCAGGAGAACCUAUACCAUUUCAGAUAAGUGACUGUCUAGAUCAGGGGUGUCAAACUCGCAGCCUGCAGGCAUCAUGCACUGGCCUCGCCAAUCCCGUUUAGCAAAGGGAGAAAAAGUCAACUGAUGAUAACAUAACGACACGAGUUUGACUCUGAAGAGCCUGGUCUAGACUCUUCUUAAAAACAUCCAGUGAUGGAGUGCACACGAUUUCUGGAGGCAAGCUAUUCCACUGGUUAAUUGUC